AUGCCGGGGUUCGCUGAUUCCUUCUGGUCGAGCGAUUACGCUGCGGGACUUGGUGUCCUGUUUAGCAAGCUUCAACAAGGUGUUUAUGAGAACAGACAGGUUCUGACCAUCGCACGCCUACGCGCCGAAGCUGAGGAGACGUAUGGUCAGCGACUUGGCGAUAUUGCUCCAUCCGCCGACAAGAUCACUGGUGGCUUCAGCCGUGAUGACGGGGCCACCGUUCGCAAGGCCUUUGAUGGCAUGCGAAAUGAGAUGCAAGAUGCUGCUCGCAACCACCGUCGCAUCGCCCAGAGCAUUCGCGACCUCGUUGUCAACCCCUUCUCCCGCUGGUGCGACGCCCACGAAGCUCGUAUCCAGGACUCUCAAGAUGAGCUGCAAGUGCGCAUCAAAGCUCACGACCGUCAGGCUGAGGCAGUCAAGAAGCUCCGAUCCGUGUAUUUCAACAAAUGCCGACUAGUAGAGGACCUCGAAGAGGAAAAUAAGCUUGCCUUCCAGGAUCCUGAAACCAGCCCCAAAGGCAAUCAGAAUAUUCCCGAGAUCAAGGUUCAGCCUCAUAAGGAGGAGGAACCCGAGGAGGAAGAGCUAUAUGAAAUUGGCGACGACACUUACCAGCCCGAGCAAGUGAAGAAGAUCCUUUCCCAAAUGCUUUCCAGCAUCAAGAUGGGCGAGACCAAGGUGCCAAUCCUGGGAACAUAUCUCAACACUUCCUCCGGUUCCGACAUCGUCGAAUAUUUGCAGCGUAGCAUGGGCAACAUCGGCGUGGCUUAUGCCGAGCGAAUUGGUCAAGAUCUUGUUAACAACGGUUUCCUUCGUCUCAUCGGUAAUGUGGGAAGUACAUUUGCCAACAGCUCCAAGAUGUUUUAUCAAUGGCGACCCAAGGCUUUCCAAAUGGCUGGUGUUCCCGAAAAGAAGUCUAUUAACCGCACUUUCUCACUGGCUUCUACCGGUUCUGAGAGCGCUGAUUCUCCGGUUGGAACUGUCAGCGAAUAUCUUGCCAACUGGAAUGUUCUCAACAACUCUCACCCUAACGAGACCCCCAGCCAGCGUCUUAAGCGAGAGGCUUCCGAGGCCGAUGAGAGGUACCGCGAGGGCGUCCGCAAGCUUGACCAGCUUCGAUGCGAGCUUGAGGAGGCUAUUCAUCUCCAUCUCAAGUUCCUCGAGCGUUGCGAGCUUGACCGCCUAAAGGCUGUCAAGACUGUCAUCCUCGACUUCUCGGGCACCAUUGGAAACGUCAUCCCAAGCCUGCAGUCUACUGUAGACCAGAUGAUGCUCUUCCAGGAGACCAUCCAGCCCCAGAGCGAUCUACGUUAUCUUCUCGAGACCUAUCGCACUGGAAGUUUCGUGCCCAAAGUGGUCGUCUAUGAGAAUUAUUAUAAUAAGGUCGAUGAGCAGACAUUCGGUAUCGAUCUGGAGGCGCGUGCCAGGGCUGACAAGAAGCGUGUGCCCAUGAUUGUUACCACCAUCUUGACCUAUUUAGACCACCAUUAUCCUGAUCUUGAAGGUGACGAGGCUCGGCGAGGUGUGUGGUUGCUGGAAGUUCCGCUAUCGCAAUCUCACCGUCUACGCGCCAAGGUUAAUGACGGCAAGCCUGUUUCUCCUGAUGUGUUUGAUGAAUUUGAUAUCCCCACGGUUGCCAGUUUGCUCAAAGUCUAUCUCUUGGAGUUACCUGAUUCUCUGGUCUCCUCGCACGUUUACGAGAUUAUCCGAACUAUUUACUCUACCCCAUCUACUGACGCUGAUGAGUCCUCUCGCAUUGCUGCUCUCCAAUCUACUCUAUCACAGCUCCGUCUCACCAAUAUUGCCACUCUCGAUGCUUGCAUGAAUCACUUCACUCGCUUGAUCGACCUGACUUCUGCCGAUGAAACUUAUGUUGCAUCUCUUGCUAGCACACUUGCACCUUGCAUCCUGAGGCCGCGAACGGAGACCUCACUCACAAUGGAAGAGAAGCAUGCGUACCGACUGGUCCGAGAUCUGUUUGCCCACAAGGAUGCCAUCUUCAGUGCACUGAAGCGUAUGUCUAUGGUUACACACUCCACUUCUGUUGGCAGCAACAACCGCCCCCGAGCUAUUAGUACCGAUGAAAGCAACCGCAAGGCCCUUAUGGAAGAGCGGAAUAGAGCUCUGCUGGAAAAGGCCAACGCAAGUCGCGGUCGUGAUAAGAGCCCUGCGCCCGGCCCCCGUGGUCACCGCCGAGACCGAAGCACUGGUGGACCAGAGACCCGAUUCCCUAUUGCCAGCCCAACAUCGGCUGUCGACCGACACCGCACCAGUCUUGGCGGAGUUAUCAAGAGACAGAGUCUUGAAGUUCCCGAGCCCGAUGGUGCUGCCCCUGUAAAUGGCGAUGCUGAGAAGGAUAGGUCUGAUGCCGACUCGGAGAAGCGUGACAGCCGUGACAGCACAGGACGUACGCCUACCAAGUUUGUUGGUGGCAAGCGAGUUCCUGUUGUACCAUCGACUCCCCCUUCAGAAUCCAACCGCGGCGUGCAGCUUGAAGAUGCUCCGAUGGAGGACUAG
Molecule: messenger RNA, 2514 nt
Organism: Fusarium mangiferae
Lineage: Eukaryota; Fungi; Ascomycota; Sordariomycetes; Hypocreales; Nectriaceae
Exons: 3
Coding region: 1-2514 (837 amino acids)
Biological process (GO): cytoskeleton organization; small GTPase-mediated signal transduction
Cellular component (GO): division septum; cytoplasm; cell division site
Molecular function (GO): GTPase activator activity
Source: RefSeq, a predicted model, not a curated record